GCGGCUCCGCGCUGAGUGCAAGAAUCACCAUGAUUCUUCAGAGGCUCUUCAGGUUCUCCUCUCUCAUUCGAUCUGCAGUCUCAGUCCUUUUGAGGAGAAACAUUGUUGUUACAGCAGUGGCAUUUAACAAGGAACUUGAUCCUGUACAGAAACUCUUCAUGGACAAGAUUAGAGAAUAUAGAACUAAAUGCCAGACAUCUGGAGGACCUGUUGAUACUGGCCCAGAGUACCAGCAAGACCUGGAGAAGGAGCUUUUUAAGCUUAAGCAAAUGUAUGGUAAAGCAGACAUGAAUACGUUCCCUGACUUCAAAUUUGAAGAUCCCAUGAAGUCUUAG
Messenger RNA from Canis lupus familiaris (dog), 335 nucleotides. Its product is annotated as ATP synthase-coupling factor 6, mitochondrial-like. Gene Ontology annotation, molecular function: proton transmembrane transporter activity. The transcript has a single exon. The coding region runs from base 30 to 335 and encodes 101 amino acids. The record is from RefSeq and is a predicted model, not a curated record. Lineage: Eukaryota; Metazoa; Chordata; Mammalia; Carnivora; Canidae. Gene Ontology annotation, biological process: proton motive force-driven ATP synthesis.